AUGCCCCUCUUUCCCCUUCGCGUUCCAUUUAAGGCUUUUUCUUCUCGAUUUUCUCCAGCUAUUCGUGCACCUCUCACCUCUCGUCGCUUCUUCUACGGCCAUAUCAGUGAUUCCAAAAUGGCACCCCAGUUGGAGCCCUUUUUCAAGCAGGUCGAUGACUCGUCCAACGACUUCAUCGAGCGUCUACGGAAGGCGGUUGCGAUCCCAUCUAUCUCAGCUCAAGAUGAGAACCGACCGGAUGUGUUCCGCAUGGGCCAAUUCCUUGCCGACGAACUCACAGCUCUUGGGGCCGAGGUCGAACAACGACCAUUGGGCAAGCAGCCUGGCAAAGAGCACCUCGAGCUCCCACCUGUGGUUGUUGCGAGAUACGGUAACGAUAAGAACAAGCGCACCAUUCUGGUCUACGGGCACUACGAUGUGCAACCUGCUCUAAAGGAAGAUGGAUGGGACACCGAGCCCUUUGAGUUGACCAUUGAUGAGAAGGAUCGGAUGUAUGGCCGUGGCUCAACCGAUGACAAGGGUCCCGUUCUGGGCUGGCUCAAUGUCAUCGAUGCCCACCGCAAGGCUGGUAUCGAAUUCCCCGUCAACUUGUUGUGCUGCUUCGAGGGAAUGGAGGAGUACGGAUCUGAGGGUCUGGAUGACUUCAUUCAGGCCGAGAGCAAGAAGUACUUCAAGGAUACAGACGCCGUAUGUAUCUCUGACAACUACUGGCUCGGCACUGAGAAGCCCUGCCUCACUUACGGUCUACGCGGCUGCAACUACUACUCCAUCAGCAUUUCCGGCCCCGCCCAAGACCUGCACAGUGGUGUCUUUGGUGGCUCUGCUCACGAGCCCAUGACUGAUCUGGUGAACGUCUUAUCCAAGCUGGUUGACCCCCAGGGUAACAUCCUCAUUCCGGGUCUCAUGGACCUGGUGGCUCCCCCUGACUGA
Penicillium robsamsonii is the source of this 930-nucleotide messenger RNA. Its product is annotated as Cys-Gly metallodipeptidase dug1. Gene Ontology annotation, biological process: proteolysis. The record is from RefSeq and is a predicted model, not a curated record. Bases 1 to 930 code for a protein of 309 amino acids. The transcript is spliced from 4 exons. Gene Ontology annotation, molecular function: peptidase activity. Lineage: Eukaryota; Fungi; Ascomycota; Eurotiomycetes; Eurotiales; Aspergillaceae.